GCUUCCCGUCCAGACAACCCCUCACUCGGGCCUGCGCUGCGGCGCGGCCCCCUGGCCUCGGAAAUUCAGUCUCGGGCCGAGGUCUGCGGCCGUUGGACGAGGAGCAGUCGCGGCAGGCGGUGGGAAGGCUGCCCGGACGGAGGCGCUCGUGGUUCUCCACCAUGGCGGCGGCGGUGCGCGCUGCGGGAAUUCUCCCAGCGCUGUGUGGCGCGUCGGCGGGUCAUUUAUGGUCCAGGCAGCUUUACGUAAACAGCUUUCCAACAGCUUCCAUUUUGGCAUUGAAGACUGUUCCCAGCAAUGGCUCUUUGUCAUCUCCAGGAACCAGAGACAACCGUCAUUUUAUCAGCUUGACCCGUGCGCUACAGACACAGUGCUGUAUUUCUUCUCCCAGUAACUUGAUGGGCCAGCAGUAUAGAUUCUAUAGUUUCUUCACUAAAUUGACAGCAGAUGAGCUGUGGAAAGGUGCCUUAGCAGAGAGUGGUGCCGGAACAAGAAAAGGAAGAGGCAAAAGAACUAAGAAAAAGAAAAGAAAGGAUUUGAACAGGGGUCAGAUCAUCGGUGAAGGGCGUUGUGGCUUCCUAUGGCCUGGUCUGAAUGUCCCUCUUAUGAGAAAUGGAGCUGUGCAGACCAUUGCCCAAAGAAGCAAGGAAGAGCAGGAGAAGGUAGAGGCGGAUAUGGUCCGGCAGAGAGAAGAGUGGGAGUGGAAGAGGAAGAUGAAGGUUAAACGGGAGCGAGGCUGGAGCGGAAACACAUGGGGAGGCGUCAGUCUCGGCCCCCCUGACCCUGGUUCCAGUGGAGAAACAUAUGAUGAUUUCGAUACCAGGAUACUUGAGGUGAGGAAUGUUUUCAAUAUGACAGCAAAAGAGGGAAGAAAGAGGUCAGUCCGUGUCCUGGUUGCUGUGGGGAAUGGCAGAGGAGCUGCAGGUUUUGCCAUUGGGAAAGCCGCUGAACGGGCAGAUGCUUUCAGAAAAGCAAAGAACAAGGCAGUUCACUAUUUGCAUUAUAUAGAACGAUAUGAAGACCAUACAAUAUACCAUGAUAUUUCUUUAACAUUUAAAAGGACACAUAUCAAGAUGAAGAAACAACCCAGAGGCUAUGGCCUCCGCUGCCACCGGGCCAUCAUCACCAUCUGCCGGCUCAUUGGCAUCAAAGACAUGUAUGCCAAGGUCUCUGGCUCCGUCAACAUGCUUAACCUCACCCGGGGCCUCUUCCACGGGCUCUCCCGCCAGGAUACCCAUCAACAGCUGGCUGACAAGAAGAGUCUCCACGUUGUGGAAUUCCGGGAGGAAUGUGGCCCUCUGCCCAUCGUGGUUGCCUCCCCCAAGGGGGCCUUGAGAAAGGAUCCGGAGCCGGAACAUGAGGUUCCAGACAUCAAACUGGACUGGGAAGAAGUGAAGGCUGCACAGGGUAUGAAGCGCUCUGUGUGGUCAAGUUUAAAGAGAGCCGCCACCUAGGCCUUCUUCUGGCCUGGCUCAGCCUGGCAUCUCUUGCUUCUGGCACCUGGGAGAGACUCAACCCCUCACACUUUGGAUUGUCACUUUUUAUUUUUUUUUUUUAAGGAAAGGCCAACCUUACAUUUCUUUAUUGACAAAUAACAAAUAAUUAUAGAUUUAAUUUAUUGAGCACGUCGUAUAUACCAAUUACUGUGAUAGGAACUUUACAUACAUAUCUUAGUUAAAAACUACUUUAAAUAUUCAUUUAAGCUAGCAAAUUAGGGAGGCAGGGCUUCUAGUCUGACCUAAUAAAAAAUAAUAUGCAGUCAAGUUAUAGUUACUUGACUGUAGUCACACAGCUAGAAAGUAGAGGAAAAUGGGCAAACUUUGUUCUUUUUGACUCUAGAAAUUCUCCUUUUUAGUAAACCUCUUUGUAUCAAUGUUUUAGUGGUUGCUCUAGGUAUUACGUUAUACCUAUAUCACUUAUCACCAGUCUACUGGUGUUGACUUUUUACCAGUUUGAAAUAUAGGAAUCUUACUUCCCUUUAAAUCCCUUUACCCUCACCUGUUUCUAUAAUUGUUUUAAAAUUUCCUCUGCCUACACUGAGAACCACAUUAGACAACAUUAUAGUUUUGCUUCAACCAUGAAACAUAAUAUAAAAAACUAAAGAAGAAAAAAAAAAAUAGCCUAUUGUAUUUACCCAUGUUUUUGCUCUUUCAAUCGUCUGUUCUUCUUUCCUGACAUUCCGA
This is a messenger RNA of Balaenoptera musculus (blue whale), 2183 nucleotides long. RefSeq names its product mitochondrial ribosomal protein S5 (gene MRPS5). The coding region runs from base 162 to 1454 and encodes 430 amino acids. Gene Ontology annotation, molecular function: structural constituent of ribosome; RNA binding. Lineage: Eukaryota; Metazoa; Chordata; Mammalia; Artiodactyla; Balaenopteridae. The transcript has 12 exons. Gene Ontology annotation, cellular component: ribosome. The record is from RefSeq and is a predicted model, not a curated record. Gene Ontology annotation, biological process: translation.